Panicum hallii is the source of this 1216-nucleotide messenger RNA. RefSeq lists its product as uncharacterized. Lineage: Eukaryota; Viridiplantae; Streptophyta; Magnoliopsida; Poales; Poaceae. The coding region runs from base 378 to 893 and encodes 171 amino acids. The transcript has 4 exons. The record is from RefSeq and is a predicted model, not a curated record.
CUCGGAUUCGGAGCGGAUCGGGUGCCGGUCGGGGGCGUGUGGCUGCGCUGCGUCUGCUAUUCUCCCGGCGAGCCCAACGACGCCAGCCACACCCCGAGCGAGCGGGGGAGAGCGGGAGCGCGUGGACGCGGCGCCCGCCUCAGCCUGAGGGAUCGAGGGGGGGCCUUCGGUCCCGCGUGGGCGCCGCCUCUCGUUCCGUUUCACAGCCGCGUCCAGGUGAGGAGUUUCGUUUCGUUCCGGCCAGCUCUUGGUCGUUUUGGCAGUUUAUCCGGUUCCUUCUUCUUGGGAUUUCAGUUUGUCCCCCCACCGUCAGUUAAUUUCGGAUUCGCUUGCGUUUUUGGUGAGACCUAAACGCCAGGGGCCCGUGAGCGUGAGGGAUGGAGCACUGCUAUUUGAGGCAGCCGCUCUCGAGGGCUGAAGCCAUGCCCGAGAGGAGGUCCAGGUUCUGGCCGAUGGAUGUGCCGCCGACGCCUCGUGCCGAGGUCAUCUGCCCUCAGCCUCGCCGCGCCACCCGGCUUCCAUUUGCUGUGGAAACCGUGAACAAAACCAGCCCCAGGACGAACAGUGCACUCCCAUUGUACAGAUCAGACUCCACUUCUGAUAUACUUGAUCUUAUCCUCAGUAAGAAUGACCCAGAUGGAGACUCGAGCAGCCAGGUGGGCUUUUUAUGUGGCUCGCCUCCAGUACGCACUAACAACCCUGUCAUUCAUGAUCCACAGUUUGGUAAAAGAGUACCAUCCUUUUCUCCUUUAGUGAGCCCCUACGGCAAAAUGCCAGCAGGAAGAGUUGAUGUAGGUUCUCCAUCUUGCGGGGCUAGCAGCAGCCCAAAAGUAAGAAUCGAAGGUUUCGCUUGUGGGAACUCAGAGACCCACUAUGCAGUUACCUUUGUUUGAGCAUUUAGUUGUUCUGUUCCUGAUUUUGCUUUCAAGACUGCCCUUCGCUCCUUGUGAAUCACAAUGGCAGUGCAGGAUAUAAGUAGUACCUUUAAGCUAGCCUGAUUAGAGUUGCCUUUGCCCUUCUGAUUGUGGCAUUUGAAGCUGCAAUGUCGCAGUGAGAUGUAAGAUGUAUAUAAACGAGUUCCCCGCAUAUGUAACCAUAUGAUGUAUGUGUCUAGUAAGCAUAGCUGGAGUUCUGGUGUUUGGUGGUGAUGAGCAUGUGAAUAGAGCGGUUUUUGCAUUUGAAAGCAAGAUCCAACAUGAAGGUUAUGAAUUUAUCU